Molecule: messenger RNA, 2376 nt
Organism: Anopheles coustani
Lineage: Eukaryota; Metazoa; Arthropoda; Insecta; Diptera; Culicidae
Gene: Nep3
Product: endothelin-converting enzyme homolog
Exons: 5
Coding region: 1-2376 (791 amino acids)
Biological process (GO): protein processing
Cellular component (GO): plasma membrane
Molecular function (GO): metalloendopeptidase activity
Source: RefSeq, a predicted model, not a curated record
AUGUCAGUACAGAUGACCAGAUACAAACAGGCGCAGUUUGCCGAUGAGGACAACAGCAGCAUCGGAUCGAUACAGAUCAACGAGACGACACGCAGCCCUACGAUGCACAUCCGGUACCAUGCGGCCCGCGGAACGUCGCUUUGGAAUGCCCGGAGCAAGCUGGAGAAGGUGCUGAUCCUGCUGUUGGCGUUCGCGAUCGUGCUGAUCGUGGUGCUGAGCAGCUUGCUGGCGAACGACACGACGCGCAUUCUUCACGUACGCCCUCACGUGGGGUCGGAUAAAGACCCCUUCGGUGUGGAGGAGCAGACGCCCUGCCUGAACCAGCACUGCAUCUUUGCGGCCAGCGAAAUUCUGCACUCAAUCGACUGGAGCGUCGAUCCAUGCGAUGACUUCUACGCAUUCUCGUGCAACCAGUGGAUCAAGAAUAACCCCAUUCCGGAUGGGAAAUCGAUGUGGGGCUUGUUCGGGAAGCUCGAGCAGCAGAACCAGCUGGUGCUGAAGAACGCACUGGAGCGUCCGCUGGCCGAGUUCAAGUCGAAGGCGGAGAAGAAAGCGAAGCUCUACUACCAGUCGUGCUUGGACGAGGAUGAGACCAUGGAGAAGCUCGGAGCGGAACCGUUGCAGAAUCUGCUGCGGCAGAUUGGCGGUUGGAAUGUGACGGCUAAUGCUAGUGGAUUCGACGUCAGCCGGUGGUCGCUUCAGAAGACGUUGCAGACGCUUCAGAUCAAGUACAAUAUGGGUGGACUGUUUGGUUGGGCCGUCGGUGAGGAUGAUCGGAAUUCCAGUAAGCAUAUCAUACAGAUCGAUCAAGGAGGACUCACGCUUCCAUCGAGAGAUCACUAUCUGAACAAAACCGCCAACGCAAAGAUACUGACGGCUUAUCUGGAGUACAUGACCAAGGUGUCGGUGUUGUUGGGAGCGGAUGCAACCGAUGCCCGGCGGCAGAUGGUGCAAGUUAUCGAGUUCGAGACACUCCUGGCGAAUAUAACCACACCGCAGGAUAUGCGCCGAGACGAGGAAACGCUGUACCACCCGAUGUCGCUGACCGAGCUGCAGGAGAAGGCACCGUUCAUCAACUGGCAGGAGCACUUCGAGGAGGCGUUCCGGUUGGUGCGACGAAAGAUAACCGAGAAGGAACGGGUGGUGGUGUACGCUCCCGAAUACCUGGAGAAGCUGAACGUGUUGAUGAAGGAGUACACGGCUACGGAUGAAAAGAAGACCAUUUUAAAUAACUAUCUGGUGUGGCAGACGGUACGAACACUCACCGCUUGCCUUUCGAAGGCUUUCCGGGACGCGUACAAGGGCCUCCGGAAGGCGAUGAUGGGCUCGGAUGGGGGCGAGGAGCUCUGGCGCUAUUGCGUGUCGGACACGAGUAACGUACUGGGAUUUGCCGUUGGAGCGAUGUUCGUGCGGGACGUAUUUCACGGUGACUCGAAACCACAGGCCGAGGACAUGAUCAACCAGGUGCGGGAUGCGUUCAAGGAUAACUUCAAGAACCUCGCUUGGAUGGACUCGGAAACGAGACGGUUGGCGGUGGAGAAAGCGGACGCGAUUAGCGAUAUGAUAGGUUUCCCUGACUACAUAUUGUACGCGGAAGAGUUGGACCGAAAGUAUCACGAGCUAAAGAUCGAACCGACGAAGUACUUCGAAAACAACAUCAACUAUAAUGUGUAUAGUCUGAAGAAGAACCUGGAGAAGCUGGAUCAACCGGUCAACAAGACAAAGUGGGGCAUGACACCGCCGACGGUGAACGCGUACUACACGCCGACGAAGAACCAAAUCGUGUUCCCGGCCGGCAUCCUACAGAAUCCGUUCUUUGAUAUUAAAAACUCGAAGAGCCUUAACUACGGAGCGAUGGGUGUGGUGAUGGGGCACGAGUUGACGCACGCUUUCGAUGACCAGGGCCGGGAGUACGACAAGUACGGUAAUCUGCAUCAGUGGUGGAACAAUCACACGAUCGAGCUGUUUAAGAACCAGACGGAGUGCUUCAAUCAGCAGUACAGCGCAUACCGGAUCAACGGGAAGCCCAUUAACGGGAAGCAGACGAUGGGCGAAAACAUUGCCGACAACGGUGGUCUCAAGGCGGCUUUCCAUGCGUACGUCAACAACGAGCGCACGAGCUACACCGACACCGACACCCUGCCUCUACCGGGGGUCAAUAUGACCCACCGGCAGCUGUUCUUCGUUUCGUUCGCCCAGGUAUGGUGCUCGUCCGUCACCGAUGAAACAACCACGCUGCAGAUCGAAAAGGACGCACACUCCCCGCCAAAGUACCGUGUCAUAGGUCCACUGUCGAACUUGCGCGAGUUCUCCGAAACGUUCAGCUGUCCGCUCGGUUCGAGAAUGAACCCGUUCGAGAAGUGCGAAGUGUGGUAG